Molecule: messenger RNA, 1423 nt
Organism: Tilletiopsis washingtonensis
Lineage: Eukaryota; Fungi; Basidiomycota; Exobasidiomycetes; Entylomatales
Exons: 3
Coding region: 28-1347 (439 amino acids)
Source: RefSeq, a predicted model, not a curated record
CGCCUCACGCGCACUCCACCGUGUCAGAUGGCACCGAUCGGCCCGUCGAUGCCGCCGCACCUGGCGCGGCGCACCCGCUCGCCGUCGCCCGUCCGCGCUGCAGCCUCGGCGUCCGGCUCGGCAUCGUCCGCUGCGGCGGCAGCUGCGGCAGCCGCAGCGGCGGCUGCGUCGGGCGGCGGCAUCGGCUUUGCCCUGCCCGCGGCCGCCGCACCGCCGGCUCCGCGCGCUCCUUCGGCAGAGCUCGACGACGAGCCGACGAUUGCAAUCCACGACGACGACGGCUUCGAGGCUCGCCCGGCCGCUCGUGCGGCACACAAGGCAGAGCCGGAGCUGAGCGAGGGCGCGCGGCGCUUCCUCGAGCGCGAGAAGCGCAUCCGCGAGGGCGGCACGGCACCGGCCCCGGCCAAGCGGCCAGACUGGAUGCUCAAGCCGCCGUCGCCCAAGUCGCUUUCCCAAGCCAUGGUGCUGGACCCGUCGAUGGCGCUCAAGUCGCGCGGCUUCAGCCAGGGCGGGCGCAUUCAGCGCGGCGCUGGUGCCGGCGCGGGCGAAGACGACGGCAGUCUGUGGACCGAGACGCCUGCCGAGCGCGAGCAGCGCAUCCGCGAGGAGGAGAUGGGCAUCCGUGGCCGCAAAGUGCUCGGCGAGGAGAAGAAGGUCAAGCCUGAGGAUCUGGAGCGCCAGCGCAAGAAGCGCGAGGCCGAGGAAGAGACACGGCGCAAGAUCCGCGAGCAUGACCCAUCGCGCACAGUCUCGCUGCUCGACUUGCACCGCAAGAAGCGAGUCAGCGAGCACAAGAGCGGCGACUCCGACCGCGGCGAACGGCGCUCGGGCAAGGAGCGGUCGCGCAGAGACGCCGACGGACGGCGCGACCGCAGCCGAUCGCACAGCAGGGAGCGCAGCCGCAAGUCGCGCCGAGACGAGUCAGACUCCGAGUCGUCGUCGGACGAGUCGGAUGGCCGGCGGCGCCGGCGAGCCCGAGAGCGCAGCCGCAGUCGGUCGCCCGGCCGGCAUCAGGCGUCUUCCUCGUCGAAGCGGCGCGACCGCUCCGUGUCGGCGUCAGACUCGGAAGACGAUGCGCGGCGGAAACGACGGCGCCAGCGCAAAGAGGAGAAGCGUGCGGAGCGCAAGGCGCGCAAAGAGAAGGAGGCGCGCCGCGCCGAGCGCAAGAAGGAGAAGCGCGACAAGGAGGAGGAGGCCGGCAAGGGCGGCGCCAAGACCAUGAUCUGGGACCGCGACGCGGUGCUCGGCGUCGGCGGCAAGAUGCUCGACGAUGCCAAGCGCGCCAGCAUGAUCCGCGACGCGGCCGGGCUCAAGGACCGCUUCGGCAGCAGCGGCUUCUCACGAUAGCCCGCAGCGCGCGCGCGCGUGCGGUGCCGCCAGGCAGAGCAUGGCGAUGAGUGUAUUACGAUGCAGUACGCGAUCA